Tetrahymena thermophila SB210 is the source of this 1692-nucleotide messenger RNA. Its product is annotated as ligand-gated ion channel protein. The record is from RefSeq and is a predicted model, not a curated record. The transcript has 6 exons. Gene Ontology annotation, cellular component: plasma membrane. Lineage: Eukaryota; Ciliophora; Oligohymenophorea; Hymenostomatida; Tetrahymenidae. Gene Ontology annotation, molecular function: ligand-gated monoatomic ion channel activity; signaling receptor activity.
AUGGAAAGGAAAUUUUAUCUUCAAAUUAUAAUACUAGGGAUAAUUUUAUUAUCUAUAAAGUAGGUAGAUGCUUUAAAAUAUACUAUACUUACAUCGCCUUUUCCUCCAAUGGUUUAUUGCACAGAGGGAGAUACUGAUAAGGCAAAUUUUUAAGGAUUAGACAUAGAAAUGUUUAAUAAUAUUGCAAAUUAAUUAGGAUGGGCGAGCACAGAUUUUACUUAUGAAUGCAUUGAUUUUUCACAGUUAAAUUCAUAUUUAUAAAAGACUGAUAAAUAUGUAGGAUUUAUUGGAGGUCUAACUAUAGAUUCUAAAAGAGAGUAAGAUGGAAUAAUAUUUUCAUACCCAAUGUGGAACACUGGCAUUUCUAUACUGAUAUACAACAAAAAUGAUUACUGGCUUCAAGUAACUGUCCUAACUUCUCAAAUUUGUGCUUUAGUUAUAGCAACUGCUUUAGUUAUAGGAUUUAUUCACUUCUUUUUAGAAAGGCAAGAAUAUUGCCUUGAUUAGUUUUUAUGGAACUCAAUGACCAGUAUUUUUUUUAUUACUACAAUUAACCUGAAGAGAAGUGGGUCAAGACUUAUAUAAAUAACUUUUUGGUUCAUGAUUAUGAUAAUUUCUUCAACUUAUUUGGCAAAAAUGACAAAUAUUCUAACAAUUGAGUAACCUUUAUACUCGAUCAAAUCUCCAUAUGAUUUGAACAAUAAAAGGGUUAUAAAUUAUUCUGUUAAUAGCUAUUAACUUUACUAAUAUGGUGCUAUCCCUCUUUAUUCAGAUUUCGGAUCUGAUGGAGAGACUUUAUAUGAUGAUAUCAGCUUAGAGUAGGUUGUUAAAAAUUUAAGCAGAGAUGAUGAUUUUAAAGUAGUUGCAUAUGCAAUUGAUGACAUUUAGGCUUAAUCUUUUGAAUUCUCAAACUGCAAUUUAUAUUUAGUAGGAAGAAACUUUUAUUAAUUUAAUUAUGGUAUGGCCUUUAAUAUGAAUUAAGAUCCUAACUUGAUUUCUUAAAUUAAUAAACAAAUUUAAAUUUAUAAUGUCAAUUCAUUCAGCAAGAAAAUAAUAGAUGCUUUUUUAUAGAAAAAUUACUCCAAGUGCAAUAAAGGAGCAUUUGAUGAUUAGAUCACGUUUGAUUAAGUUGGAGGACUUUAUAUAAUACAAGCUAUUGCUAUUUGUGUUUCUAUUCUAGUUUAUUUAAUUGCCAAAAUACCUUUAGUAAGAAGAAUUUUAAUAAAGCUGUAGAAAUAUAAAAUAGUUAGUGAGCCUAUUUAAGAAUCCAAAGCCUUAUAAGGAGAUGAAUUAGUCUUAUAAAAUAUCAAGCAAGUCACUAAAGAAUAAAUUACUAAAUUUUAGUAGUCUAUCGAAGAUAGAUUAGAUGAAAUGGAUGAAAAUAUCAUUAAGUUUUAUGAAAUUUUAUUGAACGAAGAGCAACUUAAAAAGCUUAAAAUUAUUGAGUAAGAUUAGAAUAGUCACAAUGAUUUACUACAAAAGUCAGAUCAUAUAAAUAAUCUUUUUAUAAAAAAAACUGACAGUAAAAUAAGUUAUUAGAAUCAAGUUCAUUAUGAUCAAAACAAUAAAGAGGCUAAGGAAGAUAACUAAGAAUAACAAUCUCAGGUUCAUAAAGAUAUAGUCUUGGAAGGUGAAGUGGAAGCUGCCGAAUCUGAUAAUCAUGAGCAUUUAUUUGACAACAACCAUUUUUGA